UUCAGCUUGGCCAUGUCCUGUCCAGGUUAGACCUGUUCUAUUAGCAGUGAUCAGACAGGGGCUUGGGCUAGCUGGCCCUCACUGCUCCUGAGCAGUUAACCGAGGACUCUGCCUACGGCGGGACCUGGGGCUGCCUGCAGCAGUGGUGCUCAGGCUCAUAUGACCUGUGAGCUGAGCUGCUAUUUCCAAACCAGUCACUUACUGCUGGAAAUAUUUUUGUAAGGAAAUAAUGCUAUAAAUGUCAGAGGGGAGGGCAAGGUGAGGCUGGAGGGCAACACGUGAGGCUACUGGUGUCUGCCACUGAAUGUGGGUGCUUGGGGUGGUAGAACAGGAGCAUGUUCCAUGUGUGUCUGCAGCUGCAGCCUCUUCUGUGGCUCCCUGGAGCAGGGCCCUGGCAUGGUCUGCACAGGCCUUUGGCACAGCAGAACCAGGGCUGGGGCUGAGGAGGGGGCUCUCCUCAUGCACCGAGGCUUCUCUUGGUAGAGCAGGGCAUUGUCAGUCACCCUGUGUACACAGCUAAUUGCUGUUCUAAGAAAGGAGGCUAAAAGCAGUUCGCUCAGUCUGUUAGUGUUCUGUCUGCAGUAACCUUGAGCAGGGAUGCUCAGUGCAGAGAUCAAUGCGUUUGCCAGCAGAUAAACAAGUGCAGGCGGUUCUUUGGUGUGUGCCUGAGCUGCUGCAGGGGCAGAAUGGGGGAGCUCUGUGACUCCUGACACGCCUACCUGGACAGGCCCAUCGGCACAAACCAGGGCACCAUGUGCUUGUGUAUCUUCAAUGACCAGACUGUGACAGGGAAAAGCACAGGAGAGCAGUUGCUUGAACCCUUGGUGGAUCUGAAAGAUUCCUGUGUGGUAGAUGGGUUUGACAGCUACAGCUGGAGGGUAACAAAUGCAGAAGUGUCUGGUGGUGCUGCUGUUCUUCAGCUAUUUUCAGACAGUUCUACAGCAGCCUGCCCUCGUGUUAAGUAGGACAUUGAACACUGUGGAUUGGCAUCAUGGGCUUCUGGUUCUGCGCCUGCAUCAGGAGCACCAGUAGCACUGCUGUGCUCCAACAUGCUGGUGCUGAUCCUCGUUAGCUGUAUGCUGCCUAACUGCCAUGCUGGGCAGCACAGCUCAUUCUACUCCUUUCAACAUGUCUGAUGCAAGUACAGCAGAGUGACUUAGCUCUGAAUGUAUUUGGCACUGCAGCUUUGACACGUCCGCUGGUUCCCCUCAUUGGUGCUCAUGCUUGUGCCUUUUCCCUGGCACACGUGUCUGUGUGUGAGGGCUUGCUGCUGGGAAGCUCUGGUUUUGGGGCUUUGGUGCCUCCUCGGAAAAGCUUUCCAUGAAAAAGCCAGAGCAGGUCUGACCCCUUGGAUGGGGACAUGGACAGGUGGGUGGUAAGAUGAGACACCCACUUCUGCCCAAAAGUGGCUGCUGGCCCGGGCAGCUCGAUUACGAAGUGUCGUGGCAAAGAGCAUGAGCUGCAUGUCCUCAAAAUAGCCCGUGGGAGCCUUUAUAACACAGCGCUGGGGCAGAAACAUCAGUCCUGGGCCAAGGGCCUGCAGGAAGCACAUGUGCUUACUGCUGCCUCCUGUGUCCUGCAUGGGAGCAUAGGGAGAGCUUCACGACGAGGGAGACCCGACCCACCAGGGACACGAGACGGGUGUGAGGGACUGCAGUGGUGCGGCUGCCAUCAUUCCACUGCUGAGGAGGGACCCAACACACCAAAACAGAAGAGGAAAAGCAGCACCUGGAGGACAGUGAGCGGCAGGACGAAGCACUGAGCAACGUGCGCCUCCUCUCCCCCCACAGUGCCUGAAGGCUGCCACCAGCAUGAAGGACUAUUACCUGGUCUCAAUGCCACGGUACAGUCGGUACAGGCAGAAACUGAGAGCUGCACGCACCGUGCACUUCCCCAAUGACAUCGUCUUUCAGGACCACAUCAGGCAGGGGGACCUGGAGCAGGUGGGCAGGUUCAUACGUGCCAGGAAGGUGACACUGGACACCAUCUACCCCUCUGGCAUGGCAGCCCUCCACGAAGCUGUGCUCACUGGGAACCUGGCCUGUGUCAAGCUCCUGGUUAAGUACGGCGCCGACAUCCACCAGCGAGAUGAGAACGGGUGGACGCCCCUGCACAUGGCCUGCAGCGACGGCUACGCCGACAUCGCCAGGUAUCUCAUCUCUCUCGGGGCAAGCCCGGAGGCCACCACCGACAGCGGCGAGAAGCCCUCGGACCUCAUCGACCCCGAGUACCAGGACCUGGUGCAGCUCUUCGGGGCUGCCACGAUGGGCUGAGGCGGCGCUCAGCGGGGAGCGGAGCGGGGCCGGGCCCGGGCUGGGCCUGGGCGGGCGGGCAGGAGCUCGCCGGGAGCUGCGCCCCGGGAACCACUUUGUACUUUUCCAAUAAACCAAGUGCCGG
Molecule: messenger RNA, 2397 nt
Organism: Pezoporus flaviventris
Lineage: Eukaryota; Metazoa; Chordata; Aves; Psittaciformes; Psittacidae
Gene: PPP1R27
Product: protein phosphatase 1 regulatory subunit 27
Exons: 3
Coding region: 1812-2273 (153 amino acids)
Molecular function (GO): phosphatase binding
Source: RefSeq, a predicted model, not a curated record